CGGCUUCAAGAAGUCCAUCGCGCGCACGGGAACGACGAUCAUGCAGAAGACGGGCCAGGUGGACCGCACCGUCGACUCGGAGUUUGCCGACGUCGAGGCCAGGUAUCGGGCACUGGAGAAGGAGGUGCUGGCGCUGCAGAAGGAGGCAAAGGCGUAUCUGGACGCCGUGCGAUCUCUGGCGGCGGCACAGGCGCGCAUCGCUUCGACGGUGGACGAGUUCUAUGGCGAUGCCUCGGACGCAGCUAUGGCUGCCAACGCCUACAAGCGUGCCGUCGAGGAGCUGGACGCCAAGACCGCACGUGAGCUGGAUGCGCCGUACCGGGCUACAGUGCUCGAGCCCAUCGGCAAGCUCGCGUCCUUCUUCCCCGAGAUCAACCGGAAUAUCGAGAAGCGGAACAAGAAGCUGCUCGACUACGACGCCGCACGGACGCGGCACCGCAAGCUGGCCGACAAGCCGUCUGACGAUCCAAUGAAGCUGCCUCGCGCCGAGAAGGAGCUGGAAGAUGCGCGUCUUCUCUUCGAGACGAUCAACGAGCAGCUGCUCACCGAGCUGCCUCAACUGCUCGAGCUGCGCAUCCCUUACCUCGAUCCCAGUUUCGAGGCCAUGGUGCGCAUGCAGGCGCGCUUCGCCGAGGAGGGAUAUGAGAAGAUGGGCGCGGUGCAGCGGUACUUUGCAGAGGGCAUUCGCGAGGAGUAUGCGGAGGGACAACUCGAUGCUCAGGUCGAGGGCGUGCUGCAAGAGAUGCGGGAACUCUCCAUCUGCGGCCUCGCUUCGGCCUGAGCGCCGUGCGCUCCGCUGCCUCGCGCCUCUUUCUUAGUCACCCGUCCCGUCUCUUCCAUGCCCGCCUCUUCCACAUUCUGCCCACCCAUUGCCGCGCCGCCUUGUACAUAUCCCAUCACGCUCUGAGCACAGCGUCACAACAACGUCCUUAUCAGCGGUG
This is a messenger RNA of Tilletiopsis washingtonensis, 941 nucleotides long. RefSeq names its product putative RVS161-protein. Gene Ontology annotation, cellular component: medial cortex; actin cortical patch; Rvs161p-Rvs167p complex. Gene Ontology annotation, molecular function: protein binding; lipid binding. The transcript is spliced from 5 exons. Bases 41 to 781 code for a protein of 246 amino acids. Gene Ontology annotation, biological process: plasma membrane tubulation; endocytosis; actin cortical patch localization. NCBI's taxonomy places the organism in Eukaryota, Fungi, Basidiomycota, Exobasidiomycetes, Entylomatales. The record is from RefSeq and is a predicted model, not a curated record.